UUCAUGUUAAAAAAAGGCGUUGUGCAAAAUAAUGUAAUUAAAAUCGGCAAAUAAAUUUUAUUUGUAAUUUCUGUUCAACUGUGUUGUUUUUGUGUAUAUUUACCACCAACAUUUUGUGUUCAUUUAAAAAAAAAUUCUAGAAAAUACGAACAAAAAUAAAUACAAAAUAAAUUUGUAUCCCUCUUGUCCAAAUGCAGCAGUAGCAAAUAUCCAAAAUGAACAACCACUCUAUCUCUGUCUCUAUCAUAUCAACGGUUUUAGCUGAAUUUAAAUAUCAAAAUCAACCAAUCAGAAACAAUCAUCAUCGUCAAAUUUAAAAACUCAACUAUUCAUUCAUUUUCCCCUUCCAUAUUCCAUCGAGAAUAAUAUUUCUGGAAAUUACUACCGAGCGACUCUCUUGUGCAAAAGAAAAUACAAAAAAAAAAAAAAAAACAAACAUUUCUCCUUCGAAGAGGGGAAACACAAAGCAAUUCUCAUUGCAGAGAAACGAACAGAGUACACUCGUGUUUCGCGCGGUGGUAGAUACAUAUUUAACGAAUUUUUUCCUCAGUCGAAUUCGUACAUGAGUUGUGUGUGGUGCGUGUUGAUAGUGUUGUUCUUUCGCUCUUCUCUGCCGUCAAUUUCUCUUCUCUGCUACUGACUCUGUGUGCUGCGCUUAACAGGGCAUAGAACAAGCAACAAAAACGAAAAUAAUCCAUUAAAAACAAAAGAAAAAGGCAAAAGCAAAGAAAAAAAAAGAAAUAAAACAAUUGUCUUGUGUUCCACAAAAAAGUGUUAAUAGAAGAUAAAAUUAGAAAAACAAGUUUUUUUUUAUUUCUUUUUUAUUAUUAACUGAUUUACAUUUUUCGAAGAACUUUUGAAAAAACUUUUAUACAGUUUUUUUUUUUUGUGGGUGAUAAUAAAAAAAAGUUAAAUUCGAAAAAAUAAAAUGUUUGAACUGGAAGAUUACUCAAGUGGAUUUCAUGAUGGAUUCCUAAAUAAAUAUGCGGACUCGUCAGGUCCCAAUCUGGAUUUUUAUAUAUCCGAUUCGUUGCAAGAUAUGCUAGACAUUGACAUUCGCAGUGAGGUUGCAACACUUGUAGGUGGCAGCAAUGAAUUCGGUUCAUUUGGCAAUGACCUGCCCUCGUCAUCAUCAUUUGAUCAAGCCGAUACAAUAUCCAGUGAUGCUGCUAGCACAUCCAAACAUAAAACAAAAAGUGAACCCUCAUGGGAACCCAAAUGGGAACCAACUUGGUCAUCAUCAAGUGAUUAUUAUUCCGAUGUUGGAGCUUGUGUAAAUCCAAUCACUGUUAUACCCAUCAUUUCAUCGAUGUUGUAUAGAUCACCAAAGACAACACUCAAUACAAAUGGCCUGCGUAAUACAUCAUCACCGCCAGGUAGUCCGGUGGAGAGUAAAAGUCAUUUGCAUUUUUCUCCACAACAAAUGAGAAUAUCCUACCUCCGACCGGAACAGCAGAAAAUUAAAAUAGAACCAAAUCAACAACAACAACACCAACAACAACCGCUACAACAACAAAAUAAUUCAAAUAUUGUAGUACAUCAACGUAAAAAUGUUGCAAUUGAUUCUAUCAAAAAGGAUCUAUCCUCAGAGCUGAGAAAAUCACCAAUAAGUCUGAUUAAUAAUGUUGUAAGUUCAUCUUCCGCAACUACCUCAUCAUCAAUAACAUCAUCAUCUUUGGCUGCAGCAAGCCAAGAACAAUCAAGACCAACAUCCACUGCCACCUCGACUUCUACAUCCACAUCAAUAUCAAUGACGCCACUGCCGACGUCCAAUGGAAUAAUCAAUUCAAAUGGAAUUAUAUCCACAGGAACGAAUACAAUAAAGCUUGCCCCAGGAAUUGGUGGUCUAACAUUCGCCAACAGUAUAACCUACAAUAAGCUUAAACAACAAUCCAACACAACUAAGUCGUCUUCGGGAACUCUUACAGCAAAUGGCAAUACAAUUGUUCUCAAAAGAGAUCGUGAUUCUAGUCCGCUGCACAAUAUGGCCACACUAAAUGGCAGCACUUCAUUUCUGGGCAAUCAAAUGUCUGGGAAAAUUCUAGCCCGGAAUGUUAUUCAUACAAAAAAUAUUUCACCAGCCACACACUUGCAGCAUUCCACCAACAAUUCGACAGCAACAUCAUCAUCGGUGUCAUCACCUUUGGCCAGUAUGUCGACACCCACACUCAUCAGUGUGAAACCGAGUAAGGUUAAGGUGGAAGUGGAGUCGGCGUAUCCCAAGCCAGCUUAUUCAUAUUCCUGCCUCAUUGCUUUGGCGCUAAAGAACUCCCGCAGUGGAUCCCUGCCCGUUUCUGAAAUCUAUAGUUUCAUGUGUGAGCAUUUCCCUUUUUAUAGGACCGCACAUGGCGGUUGGAAAAAUAGUGUUCGUCAUAAUCUAUCGAUGAAUAAAUGUUUUGGAAAAGUUAAGAAACCAACCACAAAUGGUGGACAGAGGAAAGGUUGUCUGUGGGCAAUGAAUCCUGAGAAGGUUUUAAAGAUGGAUGAAGAGGUUCAAAAAUGGUCACGCAAAGAACCUAUGGCAAUUCGAAAUGCUAUGGUCUUUCCUGAGCAUUUGGAGGCAUUGGAACGAGGUGAAAUGAAACAUGGCAGUACGGGCGAUAGUGAUGCAGAACUUGAUAGUCAGUCAGAGGUGGAGGAAACCAGUGAUUCGGAGGAAUUGGAUCAGGAACUGGAUGAAACGAUUGUUGAAACUCAUGAAAUGUAUGUAGAGGAGGAUGAUGAUAGUGGGCCGCAACAGCAUAGGGAUUUUGAUAUCGAGGUGGAGGAUUUUUACGAUGCCAUCGAUAUGGAAGACGACAAAGAAGCUGUACGCCUGCAAAUAAAUUCAAAUGAUAUCAUUGAAAUGACCUCAUCACCGACAUCUUCAAUCGACAACGAUUAUAAUUCACCGAAACGAGCUCGCUUAAGUGUUAAUUAUUCAAUAGGUCCUGCUGGUGAAGUGCAACAACAAUUUAAACAACAACAUUCUCAGCAACAACAUCAACAACAACAACCCCAAAUCAUACACCAACAACAACACACACAAAUAUUGACUACAACUAGCUCAUUUCAACCACAAAACCGAAGAAAAAUGCAAUUAGUCAAUCGGAUAGCAUAGGACGAUGAUGAUUUCGUUAUUUUCGAAGAUAAUUUUUGAGAUAUUUCUUCUCAAUAUUCUUUAAAAUGAAUGUGUUUUUCCUUCGAAAAAAUAAGUCAAUGUGUUCUCAAAAAAAAAAAUAUAUUGUAGAAUUUAUUCCUUUAUCAAUGUUUAUUAUAACUCCAUGUGGCAAUUUUAAACAAAAAAAAUAUAUUAAAAAUCAUGUCAACGUUGUAUACGUUUUUCCCCCCCUCCCCGUAAAAAAAAUAUGUUAAAAAAAAAUACACCAACGAAAAACUGUGUGUGUGGUCACAAAAAGAAAUACAAAUUUUAAUUUUUUUUUUAAAACUUUUUCGAAGUUUUUCGAAUUUUCAAGAACGAAAUUAUUUUAUGUUUUUUUUUUAUAUAAACCCAAAACUCUCCUAUUUUGAAGAUUCACUUAAUUUUUUCAAGUGAAUAUUGAAAAAUUACACACAAAAAAAAUGUUUACGCUUCUUUAAAAAUUUACACUUUGUUUGUUUUUGUUUUAGAAAAUGAAAUAGAAUUUAAAAAAUUAAAAAAUAAAAGAAAAUAUAUAUAAUUUUAAUUUUAAUAAGAGUUUAUACUGUAAGUAUGUAAAUAUUAGAUUUUUGGUAAUACGUAAUUUUAGUCUAUAAGAUUUAGUUGUUUAGAUCAUUCAUUCUCAUUCAAAAGUUAAAUAUUAAGUCAUUUAAAUAAUAUGUACCAUAAGCAAAAGUAUACACACUAGACUAAGAAAUUACUUGGUGUAGAGUUAUUAGUAAACAAAAUAAAAACUCUCCACCGAUUAAUUUCUUGCUACA
This is a messenger RNA of Episyrphus balteatus (marmalade hoverfly), 3900 nucleotides long. It is a transcript of the gene jumu, whose product is annotated as serine-rich adhesin for platelets. The transcript is spliced from 3 exons. Lineage: Eukaryota; Metazoa; Arthropoda; Insecta; Diptera; Syrphidae. Gene Ontology annotation, molecular function: DNA-binding transcription factor activity, RNA polymerase II-specific; transcription cis-regulatory region binding. Gene Ontology annotation, biological process: regulation of transcription by RNA polymerase II. The record is from RefSeq and is a predicted model, not a curated record. Bases 929 to 3100 code for a protein of 723 amino acids.